AUGCCAACAUAUGAAACUGUCUCCGAAAUGGAUUAUUUGGAUAUGUUUAUUCGAGAGACGCUUCGCAUGUUUCCUAUAGCACCAACGGCGAUUUCUCGUCUAAGUACCGAAGAUUUUCACAUCAAAGACUUCAGUACCGUGCCAGCAGGUACAAUGAUUACUGUCGACAUGUACAAUUUGCAUUACAAUCCAAAUUUAUGGGGUCCUUUGGAUCCACAUGAGUUUCAUCCUGAAAGAUUCGCCACUAAACGACAUCCAAUGGCAUGGAUUCCAUUUGGAAUUGGACCACGUAAUUGUAUAGGCAUGCGUUUUGCUUUGCUUGAAAUGAAAAUGUUACUCGUUCGAUUGCUCAAAACAUACACACUAAUUGAUUGUGGUGAACAAACACGUAAACCAUUUGAACAACUCACAGAAAUGCCUGUCAUUGCACCUAAGGAAGCUAUUAUCCGACUUCAACACAGAGAUGAAUAUUUUCAGUGA
Messenger RNA from Rotaria sp. Silwood2, 480 nucleotides. Lineage: Eukaryota; Metazoa; Rotifera; Eurotatoria; Philodinida; Philodinidae. The record is from the annotation of a GenBank genome assembly.